CAGAAAGAAGAAGCUUGGUAGAGUUAAGAUGGCGGCAUGUGGGUGAAGAGGCUGUGGAUCUAAGCUCGGGAUUUUUCGACAUAAAAGAUUUCUAUGAAUCCUGAUAUUAACAAGGGUUGAGAAAAUAACAUUUCCCACACACUUCACACAUUUGUGUGUGAAUUUAGAUUGAACCCAUGACAUCUAUACACUUCGUGGUUCACCCGUUGCCCGGGACCGAGGAUCAGCUCAAUGACAGGCUCCGCGAAGUCUCAGAGAAACUUAACAAGUAUAACUAUAACAGUCAUCCACACCUCAGUCUGUUGGAGCAGGCCACAUUGAAACAAUGUGUGGUUGGACCAAGUCAUGCUGGCUUCCUAUUAGAGGAUGGACGUGUUUGCAGGAUCAGCUUUGCAGUCCAACCUGACAGACUGGAGCUAAGCAAACCAGAUGGCAAUGAUGGUUCAAAGUUGAGCAGUGGUUCAGGGACAGGAAGGACCCCCAGGCCAGGCAGGACUAGUGACCCGCCCUGGUUCCUGUCUGGUUCUGACACACUGGGCAGACUGGCAGGCAACACCCUUGGGAGUCGCUGGAGCUCCGGAGUCAACGGAGGAGGUGGAGGCGGAGGAGGAGGUGGCGGCAGUGGAGGAGGCGCAGGGGGAGGGAGCGGAGCAGGGGGUGGAGGGGGCGGGGGAGGUGGAGGAGGAGGAGGGAGCGGAGGAGGGGGGGGAGGAGGAGGAGGGGGCGGCUCGUCGGGGCGGUCCUCCACUGCUGCCCGGGACUCGCGCAGACAGACCAGGGUGAUCCGGACCGGGAGGGACAGGGGCUCCGGCCUCCUGGGCAGCCAGCCGCAGCCCGUCAUCCCCGCCUCCGUCAUCCCCGAGGAACUCAUCUCCCAGGCCCAGGUCGUGCUCCAGGGGAAGUCUCGGAGCGUGAUCAUCCGAGAGCUGCAGCGCACCAACCUUGACGUCAACCUCGCCGUCAACAACCUACUGAGCCGCGACGACGAGGAUGGAGAUGACGGAGAUGACACGGCCAGCGAGUCCUACCUGCCUGGAGAAGACCUGAUGUCUCUGCUGGACGCUGACAUCCACUCAGCCCACCCCAGCGUCAUCAUAGACGCCGACGCCAUGUUCUCCGAGGACAUCAGCUACUUCGGCUACCCCUCCUUCCGGCGCUCCUCCCUCUCACGCCUGGGAUCCUCGCGAGUUCUCCUUCUCCCCUUAGAGCGCGACUCUGAGCUGCUGCGCGAGCGCGAGUCCGUCCUGAGGCUGCGCGAGCGGCGCUGGCUGGACGGGGCCUCGUUCGACACCGAGCGAGGCUCCACCAGCCGGGAGGGGGAGCCCAGCCUGGACAAGAAAAGCAUCCCCGUGCAGAGUCCUGUCUCCCUGGGGGAGGACCUGCAGUGGUGGCCUGACAAGGACGGAGUGAAGUUUGUGAGCAUCGGGGCCUUGUUCUCCGAGCUGGUGGCGGUCAGCUCUAAAGGGGAGCUCUACCAGUGGAAGUGGAGCGAACCAGAACCGUACAGAAACGCACAGAACCCCUCUAUCCACCACCCCCGUGUGUCCUUCCUGGCGCUGGCCAAUGAGAAAAUCACCCUGCUGUCGGCCAACAGCAUCAGAGCCACCGUGGCCACGGAAACCAACAAGGUGGCCACCUGGGUGGAUGACACCCUGAUGACGGUGGCCUCCAAGCUGGAGCACAGCGCCCAGACCUUCCCGGAGCUGCAGGGGGAGCGCAUCGUGUCCCUGCACUGCUGCGCCCUCUACAGCUGCGUCCAGCUAGACAGCAGCCUCUACUGGUGGGGUGUCGUGCCUUUCAGUCAGAGGAAGAAGAUGCUGGAGAAGGCUCGAGCCAAAAACAAGAAGCCAAAGUCCAGCGCAGGCAUUUCCUCAAUCCCCAACAUCACAGUGGGCACUCAGGUGUGCCUGAGGAACAACCCCCUGUACCACGCGGGCGCCGUGGCCUUCUCUGUCAACGCGGGCAUCCCCAAGGUGGGCGUCCUGCUGGAGUCGGUCUGGAACAUGAACGACAGCUGCCGAUUCCAGCUGCGCUCCCCCGAGAGCCUCAAGAACAUGGACAAGACCACCAAGACCCAGGAGAUCAAGACGGAGAGCAACAAGCCUGAGCUGGUGAAGACGGAGAUGGGGCCCCCUCCCUCCCCAGCCUCCACCUGCAGUGACACGUCCUCCAUUGCUAGCAGUGCCUCGCUGCCCUACAAGCGGAGGCGCUCCACCCCCGCUCCCAAAGAGGAAGAGAAGGUGAACGAGGAGCAGUGGCCCCUCAAGGAGGUGGUGUUCGUGGAGGAUGUCAAGAACGUCCCCGUGGGAAAGGUGCUGAAGGUGGAUGGGGCAUAUGUUGCUGUGAAGUUUCCCGGGACGUCGAGCAGCGUGAGCAGCCAGAGCGUCGUUCCCUCCGACUCAGACCCGUCCUCUCUGCUGCAGGACUGCAGGCUCCUCAGAAUAGACGAGUUACAGGUUGUUAAAACAGGCGGCACACCUAAAGUUCCCGAUUGCUUUCAGCGCACCCCGAAAAAACUCUGCAUCCCAGAGAAAGCCGAGAUCCUGGCUGUGAACGUCGACUCCAAAGGAGUCCAUGCCGUGUUGAAGACGGGGAACUGGGUGCGGUAUUGCAUCUUUGACCUGGCCACCGGCAAGGCGGAGCAGGAGAACAACUUCCCCACCAGUAACCUGGCCUUCCUGGGGCAGAGCGAGCGCAACGUGGCCGUGUUCACCGCGGGCCAGGAGUCUCCCAUCAUCCUGAGGGAUGGCAACGGCACCAUUUACCCAAUGGCCAAAGACUGCAUGGGCGGGAUCCGAGACCCCGAUUGGCUGGACCUUCCGCCCAUCGCCAGCCUGGGCAUGGGCGUGCACUCCUUGGCCAACCUGCCCUCCAACUCCACCAUCAAGAAGAAGGCUGCUAUCAUCAUCAUGGCGGUCGAGAAGCAGACGCUGAUGCAGCACGUGCUGCGCUGCGACUACGAGGCCUGCCGCCAGUACCUGGUCAACCUGGAGCAGGCCUUCCUGCUGGACCAGGGGGGCCAGGCCCUGGGCGCCCUGCUGGGGCACCGCUGCGACGGCAACCGCAACGUCCUCCACGCCUGCGUCUCCGUCUGUUUCCCCGUCAGCAACAAGGAGACCAAGGAAGAGGAAGAAGCUGAACGGUCCGAGAGGAACACGUUUGCGGAGCGCCUGUCGGCCGUGGAGGCCAUCGCCAACGCCAUCUCCGUGGUCUCCAGCAACAGCUCUGGGAACCGCACAGGCUCCUCCAGCAGCAGAGGGCUACGUCUCAGAGAGAUGAUGAGGCGUUCUCUGAGAGCCGCAGGACUCGGACGCCACGAGUCUGGGCCCUCGUCCAGCGACCACCAGGACCCCGUGUCUCCGCCCAUAGCCCCGCCCAGCUGGGUGCCUGACCCCCCUCCUAUGGACCCAGAUGGUGACAUUGACUUCAUCCUGGCCCCAGCUGUGGGCUCCCUCACCACUGCCUCCACCGGGACCAGCCUAGGACCCAGCACCUCCACCAUACCAGGCCCAUCCUCGGAGCCGUCUGUGGUGGAGUCUAAGGACCGCAAGGCCAACGCCCACCUCAUCCUCAAGCUGAUGUGUGACAGCGUGGUCCUGAGGCCACACCUCCGCCAGCUGCUCUCCGCCAAGGAUGCCCGUGGAAUGACCCCCUUCAUGCUGGCGGUCAGCGGGAGGGCAUACCCUGCCGCCAUCACGGUUUUGGAGGCGGCACAAAAGAUGGCCAAGGUGGGUGACCCUGGCAUACUGGAGAAGGAGGAUGCAGACUCUGUGUUUAUGGAGAUGAUCUGCCCCUCUGGGACCAACCCCGACGACUCUCCUCUCUACGUCCUCUGCUGCAACGACACCUGCAGCUUCACCUGGACCGGCGCCGAGCACAUCAACCAGGACAUCUUUGAGUGCCGGACCUGCGGCUUGCUGGAGUCCCUGUGCUGCUGUACAGAGUGUGCCAGGGUCUGUCACAAGGGACACGACUGCAAGCUGAAGAGGACAUCCCCCACAGCCUACUGUGACUGCUGGGAGAAGUGUAAGUGUAAGACCCUGAUCGCUGGCCAGAAGGCUGCCCGCCUGGACCUGCUCUACCGGCUCCUCACCACCACCAACCUGGUCACCACGCCCAACAGCAGGGGGGAGCACAUCCUCCUCUUCCUGGUCCAGACUGUUGCUAGGCAGAGUGUGGAACACUGCCAGUACCGGCCUCCGCGAAUCAGAGAGGACCGGAACCGCAAGGCAGCCAAUGCCGAAGACUCUGACAUGCCCGACCAUGACCUGGAACCUCCCCGCUUCGCCCAGCUGGCCCUGGAGAGGGUUCUGCAGGACUGGAACGCCCUCAAGUCCAUGAUCAUGUUUGGCUCCCAGGAGAACAAAGACCCUCUGAGUGCCAGCAGCAGGACUGCCCACCUCCUGCCAGAGGAGCAGGUGUACCUGAACCAGCAGAGCGGCACCAUCCGUCUGGACUGCUUCACGCACUGCCUCAUUGUCAAGUGUGCCCCUGACAUCACCUUCAUAGACACCCUGCUGGGGACCCUGGUGAAGGAGCUGCAGAACAAGUACACGGCCGGACGCAGGGAUGAGGCCAUCGUGGUCACCCGCAGGUUCCUGCGCUCCGUGGCCCGGGUCUUCGUCAUCCUCAGCGUGGAGAUGGCCUCGUCCAAAAAGAAAAAUAACUUCAUCCCCCAGCCCAUUGGGAAGUGCCGGCGUGUGUUCCAGGCCCUGCUGCCCUACGCCGUGGAGGAGCUCUGCAACGUGGCCGAGUCUCUGAUCGUGCCCGUGCGCAUGGGCGUGGCCCGGCCCACCGCCCCCUUCACCCUGGCCAGCACCAGCAUCGACGCCGUGCAGGGCAGCGAGGAGCUCUUCUCCGUGGAGCCCCUGCCCCCCCGGCCCUCCCCGGACCAGUCCAGCAAUUCUAGUCAGACAGCAUCUUCCUACAUCAUCAGAAACCCUCAGCCCCGCCGCAGCAGCCAAUCCCAGCCGGCCAGGGGGCGGGACGAGGAGCAGGACGACAUUGUGUCCGCAGACGUGGAGGAGAGCUAUGGGUCACCGGUGUGUCUGUGUGUCUGUCAGGUGGAGGUGGUCGAAGGGGUGGCGGGGGAGGAGGAUCACCACGACGACCAGGAGGAGCAGGGGGAGGAGAACGCCGAGGCGGAGGGGCAGCAUGACGAGCACGACGAAGAUGGGAGCGACAUGGAGCUGGACCUGCUCGCAGCCGCCGAGACGGAGAGCGACAGCGAGAGUAACCAUAGCAACCAGGACAACGCCAGCGGGCGCAGGAGUGUGGUCACCGCGGCAACGGCCGGCUCCGAAGCAGGAAGUAGGGUCUCCCUGGCAUUUCCUAUGUUUGGCGCCAGCAGCGUCCCCGCCUUCUUCUCCGAGGACGACUCCCAGUCCAACGACUCGAGCGACUCGGACAGCAGCAGCAGCCAGAGCGACGACGUGGAAAACGAGACCUUCCUGAUCGACGAGCCGCUGGAGCGGACCACCAGCUCCUCCCACGCCAACAGCGCCGCCCAGGCGCCGCGCUCCAUGCAGUGGGCCGUGAGGAACACCCCCAGCCAGAGGGCCACAGGCAGCACCCCCCCCAGCACCUCCACGCCUGCCGCGAGCUCCACAGGGCUGAUCUACAUCGACCCGUCCAACCUGCGGCGGAGCUCGGCCAUCAGCUCGUCGGCGGCGGCGGCUGCGGCCGCCCUGGAGGCGAGCAACUCCAGCAGCUACCUGACCUCGGCCAGCAGCCUGGCCCGCGCCUACAGCAUCGUCAUCCGCCAGAUCUCCGACCUCAUGAGUCUCAUCCCCAAGUACAACCACCUGGUGUACUCCCAGUACCCUGCCGCCGUCAAGCUCACCUACCAGGACGCCGUCAACCUGCAGAAUUUCGUGGAAGACAAGCUGAUCCCCACCUGGAACUGGAUGGUGUCCAUCAUGGACUCCACCGAGGCCCAGCUGCGCUACGGCUCGGCGCUGUCGUCCGCCGGCGACCCGGGCCACCCCUCCCACCCGCUCCACGCCUCGCAGCACUCGGCCCGCAGGGAGCGCAUGACGGCCCGCGAGGAGGCCACCCUGCGCACGCUGGAGGGACGCAGGCGAGCGGCCACCCUGCUGACGGCGCGCCAGGGGAUGAUGUCGGCGCGCGGGGACUUCCUGAACUACGCCCUGUCCCUGAUGCGCUCGCACAACGACGAGCACUCGGACGUGCUGCCCGUGCUGGACGUGUGCUCGCUCAAGCACGUGGCCUACGUCUUCCAGGCGCUCAUCUACUGGAUCAAGGCCAUGAACCAGCAGACCACCCUGGACACGCCCCAGAUAGACCGGAAGAGAAACCGGGAGAUUCUGGAGUUGGGUUUGGACAACGAGGAUUCCGAGCACGAGAAUGACGAGGACACCAAUCAGAUGUUAGGGGUUCUGGCCUGUCAGGAAAGACACGGAAGAAAGACAGUUAGACUGAGACGAGGCAGGAAGAAGAAAGCAUCUCCUAAAGGCUCCACCCUCCAAGACAAAGACGAGGACCCGGUCCCGGCAGAGACGGGUCAGAACCACCCGUUCUUCCGCCGCUCCGACUCCAUGACCUUCCUGGGCUGCAUCCCCCCCAACCCCUUCGAGGUCCCCCUGGCCGAGGCCAUCCCCCUGGCCGACCAGCCGCACCUCCUGCAGCCCAAUGCCAGGAAGGAGGAUCUGUUUGGCCGCCCCAGUCAGGGCCUGUACUCCUCCUCCUCCUCUUACAUGGCCAGUAAGGGCCUGGCCGAGGCCAGCAUGGACAGGAACUGCCUGGAGGUAAACAUGGGCUCCUCUCUCCCCUCCUCUCAGAUCCUGCCCACCAAGAUGUCCUACUCUGCCAAUUUGAAGAACGUGAUGAGCAUGGCGAGCGCCCAGCGCGGCGCCGAGGACCAGCCCAUGGCAGAGCAGGAGAUGGAGGCCCCGAAGCCCGGCCCCUCCCCCCACGACCUGGCCGCCCAGCUCAAGAGCAGCCUGUUGGCUGAGAUUGGCCUGACCGAGAGCGAUGGACCGCCCCUCCCCUCUUUCAGGCCCCACUGUAGCUUCAUGGGGAUGGUGAUCUCCCAUGACAUGCUCCUGGGCCGCUGGCGUCUGUCUCUGGAGCUGUUCGGUCGCGUCUUCAUGGAGGACGUCGGCGCCGAGCCUGGAUCGAUCCUGACGGAGCUGGGCGGCUUCGAGGUGAAGGAGUCCAAGUUCCGCCGCGAGAUGGAGAAGCUGCGGAACCUGCAGUCCCGCGACCUGGCCCUGGAGGUGGACCGCGACCGCGACCAGCUCAUCCAGCAGACCAUGCGGCAGCUCAACACCCACUUCGGCCGCCGGUGCACCACCACGCCCAUGGCGGUGCACCGCGUCAAGGUCACCUUCAAGGACGAGCCGGGCGAGGGCAGCGGCGUGGCGCGGAGCUUCUACACGGCCAUCGCCCUGGCCUUCCUGUCCAACGACAAGCUGCCCAACCUGGACUGUGUGCAGAGCGCCAGCAAGGGCAUGCAGGCCAGCAGUACGUGUCAUCACGAUUACAACUCAAAUCUGAUGCAGCGUCUGAGGAACAGGGACCGGGAGAGGGAGAGGAGGAGCGGUGGGCUGAGGGCAGGCUCCAGGAGAGACAGAGACAGGGACUCCAGGAGGCAGCUGUCCAUCGACACUCGGCCCUUCAGGCCGGCUUCCGAGGGGAACCCCAGCGACGAGCCCGACCCCCUGCCUGCCCACAGACAGGCCCUGGGGGAGAGGCUGUACCCCCGCGUCCACGCCAUGCAGCCGGCGUUUGCCAGUAAGAUCACGGGGAUGCUGCUGGAGCUGUCCCCUGCCCAGCUGCUGCUGCUGCUGGCCAGCGAGGACUCCCUCAGGGCCCGCGUGGAGGAGGCCAUGGAGCUGCUCAUUGCUCACGGAAGGGAAAACGGAGCAGACAGCAUACUGGAUCUGGGGCUGCUGGAGGCCCCUGAGAAAGCACAACAGGCAGAGAACCGCAAGCGCCACGGUUCCACCCGCAGUGUUGUCGACAUGGAGAUGGACGACCCUGACGACGGCGACGACAACGCCCCCCUGUUCUACCAGCCCGGCAAGAGAGGGUUCUACUGCCCCAGGCCCGGCAAGAACACCGAGGCCCGCCUCAACUGCUUCCGGAACAUCGGCAGGAUACUGGGCCUGUGUCUGCUGCAGAACGAGCUGUGCCCCAUCACCCUGAACAGACACGUCAUCAAAGUGCUGCUGGGCAGGAAGGUGAACUGGCAUGACUUUGCCUUCUUCGACCCGGUGAUGUACGAGAGCCUGCGUCAGCUGAUCCGUCACUCGCAGGCCGGCGAGGCGGAGGCCGUCUUUGCCGCCAUGGACCUGGCGUUCGCCAUCGACCUCUGCAAGGAGGAAGGGGCGGGGCAGGUGGAGCUGCUGGCUGGUGGGGUGAACAUGCCUGUGACCCCUCUUAACGUUUAUGAAUACGUGAGGAAGUACGCCGAACACAGAAUGCUGGUUGUUGCCGAGCAACCUCUUCAUGCAAUGAGGAAGGGUCUGCUGGAUGUGCUUCCCAAGAACUCCCUGGAGGACCUGACAGCCGAGGACUUCAGGCUGCUGGUCAAUGGCUGUGGAGAGGUCAAUGUGCAGAUGCUCAUCAGCUUCACGUCCUUCAAUGACGAAUCUGGGGAGAAUGCAGACAAGCUGCUGCAGUUCAAGCGUUGGUUCUGGUCCAUCGUGGAGAAGAUGAGCAUGACAGAGAGGCAAGAUCUGGUGUACUUCUGGACCUCCAGCCCGUCUCUGCCGGCCAGUGAGGAGGGCUUCCAGCCCAUGCCCUCCAUCACCAUCCGGCCCCCGGACGACCAGCACCUGCCCACCGCCAACACCUGCAUCUCGCGCCUUUACGUGCCUCUCUACUCCUCCAAACAGAUCCUGAAACAGAAACUCUUGCUAGCCAUUAAGACCAAGAACUUUGGUUUUGUUUAGAGAAGUUGACAAAAACAUGUUUACCGUUGUGUAAUAUUUACCUAGUUCCAUUUUUGUAGAUUUAUUUUUUGUCUAUACAAUUUUAUUAAAUUCAACAUGCUGUCACUCCCCUGGCGGUAACUUUGUUUGUGUUGUGAACACAGACAGCUUGUUCUUAUUUUUUAUUUUGUGUUCUGAAGAAAUAUACAGUACAUUCCUGCAUUGGCUUUGUAAAGUUGAAGCCCUCAGCUCUCCUCUAUUGGCUUAAACCUUUACUUCCCAGGAAUUUGGCUUUGACAGCAAACUGUCAGCCGAAACCCAGCCAAAGAUGACAGCAGUAGAAGUAUUUAAAGUAAAAAAUAAAAAUAAAAAAAGACACUGUGAUUAUUAUUUUUUUCCUGCCCUAAACGGAAUACUUACUAUCACUGACAGUUCACCUCUGCCUUGGUGGAAAGUCAUUUUUUCUUGUAUAGGGGGAGUAGGGAAUUUCAAAAUAAACUUGGAUGCAAGCUA
Messenger RNA from Osmerus eperlanus (European smelt), 9410 nucleotides. RefSeq names its product ubiquitin protein ligase E3 component n-recognin 5 (gene ubr5). Lineage: Eukaryota; Metazoa; Chordata; Actinopteri; Osmeriformes; Osmeridae. Gene Ontology annotation, biological process: protein polyubiquitination; positive regulation of canonical Wnt signaling pathway. Gene Ontology annotation, cellular component: nucleus; cytoplasm. The coding region runs from base 177 to 8918 and encodes 2913 amino acids. Gene Ontology annotation, molecular function: zinc ion binding; RNA binding; ubiquitin-ubiquitin ligase activity. The record is from RefSeq and is a predicted model, not a curated record. The transcript has 60 exons.